Molecule: messenger RNA, 1107 nt
Organism: Cordyceps fumosorosea ARSEF 2679
Lineage: Eukaryota; Fungi; Ascomycota; Sordariomycetes; Hypocreales; Cordycipitaceae
Product: saccharopine dehydrogenase
Exons: 3
Coding region: 1-1107 (368 amino acids)
Cellular component (GO): cytoplasm
Molecular function (GO): saccharopine dehydrogenase (NAD+, L-lysine-forming) activity
Source: RefSeq, a predicted model, not a curated record
AUGGCGACUGUCAUUCACCUGAGAUCCGAGACCAAGCCCUUUGAGAGGCGCUCUCCCCUGUCGCCUCAGACGGCCAAGGCGCUCAUCGACGCCGGCUACGUCCUGCGGGUGGAGGAGUCGACGGACCGCAUCUACAAGGACGACGAGUUUAAGGCCGUCGGCGCCGAGAUCAUCCCCGCCGGCUCCUGGGUCAACGCGCCGCUUGACCACAUCAUCCUGGGCCUGAAGGAGCUUCCUACUGACGGCUCGCCUCUGCCGCACACCUUCAUCCACUUCCACCACUGCUUCAAGAAGCAGGACGGCUGGGCCACCGAGCUCUCCCGCUUCGCCAAGGCCGGCGGCCUUCUGUACGACCUCGAGUUCCUCGUCAACGAGCGCGGCCAGCGCGUCGCCGCAUUUGGCUGGAGCGCCGGCUUCGCCGGCACCGCCCUCGCCCUGCUCUCCUGGUCGCACCAGCUCCUCCACCCCGGCGUGCCGCAGCCCGCCGUCCCCGCCUUCGACUCCGCCGCCGACCUCAUGGCGCUCGUGCGGUCCUCCCUCGCCGAGGCGCUGCCCCUCAACGGCGGCGCCCACCCGCGCCUCAUGAUCAUCGGCGCCCUCGGCCGCUGCGGCUCCGGCGCGGCCGCCGCCUGCGAGGCCGCCGGCAUCCCGGAAGCGUCGCUCAUCAAGUGGGAUCUAGCGGAGACGGCCCGCGGUGGGCCGUUCGAGGAGAUCACCGCUGCGGACGUCCUGGUCAACUGCGUGUACCUGGGCGCGCACCGCGUGCCGCCGUUCACCACGCUGGAGACGCUGUCGACCAAGGAGCGCCGCCUGCGCGUCAUCUGCGACGUCAGCUGCGACCCCAACAGCGAGAACAACCCGAUCCCCGUGUACGCGGGCUACAGCUCGUUCGACAGCCCGACGGUAGCGCCCAAGGCCCCGCUCGAGGGGCCGGAGCUGCGCGUCAUCGCCAUCGACCACCUGCCGACUAUGAUCGCGCGCGAGGCCAGCGACGAGUACUCGGGACUACUGCUGCCGAGCCUGCUCGAGGUCAAGGACCGCCACACCGCGGGCGUGUGGACGCGCGCGGAGAAGACGUUCCGGGACCGCGUUGCCGAGCUGCCUUAG